UAUGGAGCGCGGGUCAGUGGCGCGUGUAUAUGGGUCUUUCGUGAAUAUUUUCUCCAAUUUUCUCCUACGCGUCAAACGUAAGGUGUGCAUGAAUUUGCCUGUCUGAUUAACGGGGCCUAUCGCGCGUGUAUGAUGGAUCCGUCGAAAUUGAAAGUGGUGGAGUUGCGAGCCGCACUAAGCGAGCGCGGCCUCGACACCAAGGGCAACAAGCCAGUGCUCGUCGAGCGGCUACGCAAGGCUCUGGAGGAAGAAGCACAGGAGUGUGGUUCAGAUUUGCAAACAGAGAAUAUUGAUGAUACUGCUUUGAAAGAGACACAAGAGAAAGUCGUAGAAGCUACGCGAUCGUCGCAAUCACCACGGACGCCUAAUAGAGCAUCUAGGAGUUCCUCGGUAACGACUCCAACAAAAAUUUCCACGAGAAACGCAUUAAGAGCAUCUACUACUCCAAAUUCUUCAAAACAAUCUACUCCGAACAAAUCUCAGUAUGGCGAGAAAGCAUAUGAGACACUAAUAACAAAUGAAGAAGCUGUAACCCAACAAGAGGAAAUGUCAAAAUUAUCUCCUAAAAAGUGUAAAGAAGAGCAAGAAGAUGAUGCAUCAAAUAUUCUUCAGAACAAAAUUCAUUCAUCUGAUAAAUGUGAGGAGGAAGAGGCAAAACAUGUUAAUAUUUUAGAAGGUAAUAAAUAUCGAGCAAAUAUUUUCCAAGUACCUGUGACAGAACCGUCUGACAAACCUAGUACAAUUGCCUGUGUAGAUCAAUUUUCUAUAACUCAAGAGGCUCACGAAGCAAAGGGAUCUAGUAUAGUUGAAAUUGAUAAAGUUCAACAGUUAGCUGCAGAAAUAAAGGAUAUGAAACAAGAAGAAAAGAUAGAGAUUAAAGAUGAAGUUAAAAUUUCAAUUGAGAAAGAACAUGUUGAACGUAAAAAAGAUAGAUGUAACAUUAAGGAUAAUAUAGACAUUCCGGAAGUUGAACAGCCAACACAUGUGAUACUUGAUCAGGCAGAUGAAACAUGUGAAUCAAAGCAAGAAGAAAAGACUAUUCAUGAUGAUUAUACAGUGCAAGAUAAAAAAAUGGACAUUUCAGCUAAUGUAGAAAAUUUAGAUGAAAAAAUUGAUACUAUUAAUAUCUCACAAGAUAAACAGCAAAAAGCAACAUUAGAUGCAGGAGAAUCAAAUCAAAUGGAAUGCAAUGACAGGAAAAGAAAAAGAUCCCCUAGUCCAGCAGAAGUCCGUCAACUAUCUCCUGUGCCACAGAAAUCAGAGGAUGAACCAGAUCUUGAUGAGUCAACUGUAAUUUUAUCAUGGUAUGACUCAGAUUUGAAUUUAGUUAUCAAUAAAGAUGGAUUUCUUUCUGGUACACCUAUGCAUGAUGGUGAUCUCUGUGAUAUGUGGGCUGGUGCAAGAGCGUCUCAUGGUGUUUCAAAUGGAAAAGUCUAUUAUGAAGUCAGAAUUGUACAACAUUACCCUACUAUCGCAAAAGAUAAGAAACAAUCGCAUAUGCUUAGAAUUGGUUGGUCAGUACCCUCUACAUCCAUGCAACUUGGCGAGGAAAAAUUAAGUUAUGCAUAUACAAGUGCUGGACAACAGGGUACUGACAAGAAGUUCACAGAUUAUGGUUCUCCAUUCGGCAAGGACGAUGUUGUCGGAUGUUAUCUCGACAUGACACCUGAGAGUACCGUAGAAUUGUUUUACACAGUAAAUGGGAAAAACGUUGGAUCUGCAUUUAGUAUCUGCAAAGAGGAACUUGGUGAUAGACCAUUGUUUCCACACAUUCUGAGUAAAAACUGUACGUUUGUUUGCAAUUUUGGCCAAGAGGAGGCAUGGUGUGAGCAAAUCCCAGGCUAUAUUUUAGUGGGUAAUAUCGAAUCCAAGGAUAGAAUUGCGGGUCCACGUAGGCCAAAUGGAAAGGCAGAUUGCGAGGUGAUAAUGAUGUGCGGUUUGCCCGCGGCAGGAAAGACUACCUGGGCAAGGAAGCACGCGGCCGACCAUCCAGAUAAACUAUACAAUAUUUUAGCAGUUCACAAAUUGGUUGAGAAAACUGGGGACGUUGCUCUGUCAGAUAAAGAGCAAAACAUCUGUCAGCGAGAAAUUAUUAUCGACAGAUGCAAUCGCGCACUCGAUCAACUGAUCAACGUAGCAAGUGGUAGAAGACGUAACUAUAUAUUAGACCAGAAGAGCAACAUAUAUUCCUCUGUACAAAGGCGUAAAAUGCGAAAUUUCUGCGGAUAUCAGCGGAAAGCAAUCGUUGUUAUACCAGCAGACGAAGAGUACAAUCAACGUUUGUCGAUGUACAAUACAAUCGAAGGAAAUUCUUUAGUGUCCAAUCUUACGGAAAUGAAAGCAAAUUUCACUGCACCUUCGGUGGGAGAAUUUUUCGAUGCAGUGGAGUGGACCGGUUUUGGUGAGGAAAAAGCUAAGAAGCUCAUUGAGAAAUAUAACAAGGAAGGCAAAGAUGCUAGAUUUAGUCAACAACCACCGGUAAAACAACCACGUCUUGACAAGACUGAGAGUAUCAAAGAAACACGUGAUUCUCGAAACAGUCGAGACACUCGAGACACUCGAGACACUCGAGACACUCGAGAUCGAAGAAAUAGUUAUCAAGAUAGAGGUCGCAAUCCUUCUUGGCGUGGUUCCAAUAUGGGAGGUUGGAGAGGAGAGAGAUCGCAAAGAGGUGGUUACAUGAGGCAUACUGGUGGUUACGGACACCCUCCUGUUCCAUGGAGACUACGAGGACGAGGCGGACCUGCAAUGGUACGAUCGGACAGAAGAAUGGGUGGAGUUGAUAGGAGAUCAGGAAAUGACAGAAAUCGAUCUGUUGCGCCUAGGCAAGGUGGUUGGGGCCCUAUGAGUGGAACUUAUCAAGGAUCACAACAGUCCAGUUGGGGUCAACAGGAUAAUUGGUCAAGUAGCCAAGCUGCAGGAAAUUGGAACCAACAAAGUGGCUGGGGACAACAGUGGGGAGGCGGUUGGAAGGGAUAUGGUCAAGGCACGUACGGUCAAGGUCAGACGGGAUACAAUCAACAUGGAUACGGCAAUGGUAACUGGAAUAGCUGGAAUCAACAGUAUUACAACAACCAGUAUUGGAGUCAACAACAACAGAGUGGGCAGACUACUGCAGCUAGCGGCCAGGCUGAGAUUACAAGCGAAAUGGUUGCAACAACUUCUACCAAUAUGAGCGCAGGAUAUAGUUAUUCACAGGGAUAACAGACUUUUGCGCGAGGACGAGCACGCCCGUACUAAGUACUGCGACAGCAACCACCAUGCAACAGUCUCUCAUUCACAUAAGUAGAAGAAAGAAUUUAUACUACACACGUUGUAUACAUCACGGUAUAUGUAUGUGUUUGACAAACGUUUGAAUUUUUUUGCAAUGUCAUAUACUUGUAGAAUGUUACAUCGACAUAACAGCGGAUACAUGCAGCAUUAUGUUCUUUUAAUUUCAACUAUGAUUCGCACGAUUUUUUCAUCUCGUGCGUAAGGACAUUACAA
Messenger RNA from Mycetomoellerius zeteki, 3486 nucleotides. RefSeq names its product heterogeneous nuclear ribonucleoprotein U. The transcript has 10 exons. Gene Ontology annotation, cellular component: nucleus. The coding region runs from base 130 to 3204 and encodes 1024 amino acids. Gene Ontology annotation, molecular function: protein binding; RNA binding. Gene Ontology annotation, biological process: alternative mRNA splicing, via spliceosome. Lineage: Eukaryota; Metazoa; Arthropoda; Insecta; Hymenoptera; Formicidae. The record is from RefSeq and is a predicted model, not a curated record.